AUAUACAGAGUACCACUUGACAGGCAAUUGAUUACCGGGGUCCCUGGUGGCGGAAGCAAUAAUUGGAGUCUCCCCAAACUGUCAUCCUCAUGCGGGAUGGUUAUGGAAAAGGUGAGCUUCAACUGGUUCCAAAAUUUGAAAGGAAAGGGGAAGACAUUUUGGAUGGUGGUAGCACGUAUUAUUUGGAUUUUGACGUGCAUCCUAUUAAGCCAUGGAUAAUAUUCACACCUGACAGCAAGUCAGUGCAAGUGUGGAACUACGAGGACGGAACACGGGUCGCCUCUUGGGUGAUCCCUGACGUGACAGAUGCCCGUGAAGUAGCAUUCAUCGCGCAGAAAGACUGGAUUCUGGUGAGGCGACCGAAAAGCUUUGAGGUGUAUGAAACGCAAGGGUCCAACUUGCGGUGUAUAAAGGUGCUAACCACAGAAACUGGUGAGAAGGAAGCCAACGACAUGGCAAUCCAUCCGACCUUGCCUUGUUUAUUGGCUAGUUUUCAAGGUCAGAACAAUAUUUUCAUGUGGCGGUGGCACCCUGAAUGGGAAAAGGUAACAUUUGAAGGAUAUUCCACUCGAGUAUUACCAGUGGUGUUUCAUCCAACGGAGCCACAGAUCCUUGCAGGCGCAGAUGUAAAUGAAAUCAAGGGAGAGUUCCAUGUAGUUCAAGCAACUUAUUCUCUAAUGGAGUUUACGAAGAAGAUUGAGCAAGUGCACCAGAGGGUUGAGAAGCUGGAGAAAGAGGCGCAAACAAUGGCAGGGAGGUUGGAAGAGUCAAAACAGAAGAUUCAAGAGGUGGAGAGCAAAUUGCAAGAAGAGACCACCAAGUCCAAGGCGCUUUUCGCAGAUAAGAUCUCUCAGCUUGCGUCUGACAGACAAAGACAAGCAGAGGAAGACGCCAAGUCCAGAGCACAUGUAGAGCAUAGAGUCUCUAUGCUGGAGUCUGAGAGAGACAUCCUCGCUGAGAAAGUUAGGGAAUUGGAGCAGAGAUUACAACUGUUACAAGAGGUUGCUACAGAGAAUUUUGAUGCGAAGUGGAAGCUUGAACAUGGGGAUCAACACGAACGUGUCUAUCACGGGAAACUGAAUGAUGACACUCUUGUUAUGGUGAAGAAGGUCAUAUUGGAUGCAAGUAUGCAGGGGAUCCAUCAUGACACGUUGAAGUCAAAGGUGGUCGAUAGGUUGAGAUUGCUUCGACAUCCUCAUAUCUUGGCACUGCUUGGUGUCUGUUAUGAAGAGAGCUGUCUGGUUUACGAGUAUAUGACACGAGGAACCGUGAAGGAUUGGAUCUCAUCUGCUAGACAAAGCACAUGGUAUGCUCUAAUGGCAGAGGUUGCAAGAGGAUUGUGCUUCCUCCAUUCAGAUCCGUUGGGGACCGGUGGUCCCAUCAUCCACUCUGCCAUCAGACCAGCAACCAUCUUUCUGAAUGACAGAUUUGUCGCAAAGCUCUGUGGUGUUGACAGUGCACUGCUUAACUCAGAGCCUCCCGAAGGACUCGUGAAAACACUUAACAGGACCUCCCAGCUUUUCGCACAACAAAACUCUCACUAUAUCGCUCAGGAUUACUGGCAGUCCCGAGUUUUCAGUGAGAAGACCGAUGUCUUUGCCUUUGGCAUCACUCUUUUGGAGAUGCUGACUGGAAAUUUCACAAAUGCGUUUGAAGUCAUUGAGGAUGCCAUUGAAGAUGACAAUGCUUUUGAGAAUGCUCUGGAUCCCAGUGCAGGCUGUUGGAAUAUUGACCUGGCUCGUAGAGUGGCACUUUUGGGUUUGUGUUGCACCAGCUACAACAGACGGAAGCGGCCGGACAUGGCAGCACCCCACACGGGCAUUCUAGCUAUACUGGAGGGAGCUGCAGGCAAGGUAGAGCUUGCAGCGUCCAUGGGGAGCGAGACGCAGGUGACUGUGUCUGAGGAACCAUCUGGGGUGGAUGAAGAGGAUGAGCUGACGGAGGAGGAGAGGCUGUAUGUGGAGAGGAAGGUGGAGGAGGCGGCCAGGGUCAAGGAGAAGCAGAGAGCUGUCAAGAAGAAAAAGGCAGCGGGAGAAUCUAGGAACGCUUUUCUCCCGUAUGCGUCAUCUAGGUGGGUUGAGGGGAUGUCGACGGCUUUCGCGGGAAAGAUCUGGAUGUUCGAAACGUAUAAUCACCUAGCCCCCCUGGAUAAUAGAGCAUACAGACUGUUGGGGGCCCUGACCCAGGAGAAAAUGAAGGACUGUUUGGAGAGGGCUAUGGAGAUGGAUGUUGCACCUCCAGGGGUUGCGUUCCCCUUCAAUGGGGAGGGGGUGUAUAUUCCCCCUAUGAACGUCAUGAACUCCUCGAAGUGCCCCUCACUCAACCCGCAGGUCUUGAUUAGGUCCUCUAAGCCACCACAGAAUCCCAAUGCGCUUUCGGAACUGAAGCGCAUAUGGAACUACGGUAGACCUUAUAUUAAGUGCAGAUGCACUGCGGAUGGCAGAGAGGACUGUGGGAAUGGCCCGGCCUGGUUCGAUCACCUCUUGUGGUAUCUUCUGUACAAUCUGGAUAUAAUGUAUCCAAAUGCCCCCACCUCGAAAGCCAAAGUGUCAUCAUUAAUGCAAUGCCUGGCGGGCUCGUGGAAACCACUGAUUCUAGCGUCAGUAUCGUUUUCAUGCAUCAGGGAAGUCAUGAUGCUUCUCGCGAAGAGGGUAAUUGCCAACCCAACGUUGACAACCGAGUCUAUCCUGACAGGAGUCGGUAGGUCGGACAGGAAAGCAUUCAAGGAGUGCGCAAAGGCUCUCCUCCCCACCAGGUUCUGCACUUGGGCCGAGUCGAUGGGUGAGCUUCAACUGGUUCCAAAAUUUGAAAGGAAAGGGGAAGACAUUUUGGAUGGUGGUAGCACGUAUUAUUUGUAUAUUGACGAGCAUCCGAUUAAGCCAUGGAUCAUAUUCUCACCUAACGGCAACUCAGUGCAAGUGUGGAACUCUGAGGACGGAACACGGGUCGCCUCUUGGGUGAUCCCUGACGUGACAGAUGCCCGUGAAGCUGUAUUCAUCGCGCAGAAAGACUGGAUUCUGGUGAGGCGACCGAAAAGCUUUGAGGUGUAUGAAACGCAAGGGUCCAACUUGCGGUGUAUAAAGGUGCUAACCACAGAAACUGGUGACAAGAUGGCCUAUCGAAUGGCAAUCCAUCCGACCUUACCUUGUUUAUUGGCUAGUUUCGAAGGUCAGAAAAAUAUUUUUAUGUGGCGGUGGCACCCUGAAUGGGAGAAGGUAACAUUUGAAGGAUAUUCCACUAUGGUAGUGCCAGUGGUGUUUCAUCCAACGGAGCAACAGAUCCUAGCAGGCGCAGACCAUAAUGAAAUCAAGGUAUGGAACUUGGAAAACAGGUCUGUUGUCCAAACCCUGAAGGACAGCGGCAAGGGGUGUGUAUUUCGACUGGAAUUUGGCACCGGGCUCCAAAAGUCUCUUCUGAUCUCAUCACGCAAGCGAGAAGGGAGUGUCGGGGUCUGGGACUACGAGAGGGGAGUCUGCAUACUGAAAUGGGARGCGCACAAGCAAGGAGUACGAUCAGYCUUUUUCCAUCCACGCUUGCCAUAUAUCUUCACUGCAGCAAGUGAURGAGAAAUAAAAGUGUGGAGUAACUCGCACUACCAGCAAGUCCUAUCCUACAAUUGUCCAUGGAAUGGGGAGGUUUGGAGGAUGCGUCCAUGUAGGGACUCUAACUUGCUUGUUCUUGGCGGAGUGGGAGAGUUCCGUGUAGUUCAAGUAAGUUAUACUCUGAUGGAGUUAACGAAGAAGAUUGAGCAAGUGCUCGAAGAAUUGAAUGCAGGGCGCCGGAGGGUUGAGAAGCUGGAGAGUGAGGCGCAAACAAUGGCAGGGAGGCUGGAAGAGUCAAAACAGAAAAUUCAACAGGUGGAGAGCAAAUUGCAGGAAGAGACAAAGUCCAAGGCGCUUUUAGCAGAUAAGAUCUUUCAGCUUGCGUCUGACAGACAAAGACAAGCAGAGGAAGACGCCAAGUCCAGAGCACAUGUAGAGCAUAGAGUGUCUAUUCUGGAGUCUGGGAGAGACAUCCUCGCCGAGAAAGUUAGGGAAUUAUUGGAGCAGAGAUUACAAUUGUUACAAGAGGUUGGUGAUGCACAGACAACGUGCGUUCCAUUGCUCCAAGAGUUUUCAGGCGAGGAACUUCAGGUUGCUACAGAGAAUUUUAAUGCAAAGUGGAAGCUUGAACAUGGGGAUCAACACGAACGUGUCUAUCGGGGAAAACUGAAUGAUGACACCCUUGUUAUGGUGAAGAAGGUGAUGUUAGAUGCAAGUAUGCAGGGGAUCCAUCAUGACACGUUGAAGUCAAAGGUGGUCGAUAGGUUGAGAUUGCUUCGACAUCCUCAUAUCUUGACCCUGCUUGGUGUCUGUUAUGAAGAGAGCUGUCUAGUUUACCAGUAUAUGGCACGAGGAACUGUGAAGGAUUGGAUCUCGUCUGCUAGACAGAGCACAUGGUAUGCUCGCUUCCGCGUAAUGGCAGAGGUUGCAAGAGGAUUGUGCUUCCUGCAUUCAGAUCCGCUUGGGACUGGUGGUCCCAUCAUCCACUGUGCCGUCAGACCAACAACCAUCCUUCUGGAUGACAGAUGUGUUGCAAAGCUCGGUGGUGUUGAUCGCGCGCUGCUUGACUCAGAGCCUCCCGAAGGAGUUGAGAAAACACACAGGACCUCACAGCUUUUCGCACAACAGAACUCUCACUAUAUCGCUCAGGAGUACUGGCAGUCCCGAGCUUUCAGUGAGAAGACCGAUGUCUUUGCCUUUGGCAUCACCCUUUUGGAGAUGCUGACUGGAAAUUUCACAAAUGCAUUUGAAGUCAUUGAGGAUGCCAUUGAAGAUGACGAUGCUUUUGAGAAUGCUCUGGAUCCCAGUGCAGGCUGUUGGGAUAUUGAUCUGGCUCGUAGAGUGGCAAGUUUGGGUUUGCGUUGCGCCAGCUACAACAGACGGAAGCGGCCGGACAUGGCAGCACCCAACACGGGCAUUCUAGCUAUACUGGAAGGAGUUGCAGGCAAGGUAGAGCUUGCAGCGUCCAUGGGGAACGAGUAGAAUGUUUGGGUGACCGGUGUGUUUGUCAGAAACAUAUUAGUUGCAGGCCUAGUGACUAUACAGCCAGUGGAGGUCACCGUAAAGUACUUGUUGAAUUGAUGCCUCAGUUAUGCAAGUUUGGCAUCCUGUUGCUCAUUUUUUUUGUAAUCAACCUUUUCUUAACAUCCUGACACAGCCAUAGUUGUUUCUUCUUCUUCUUCCCCCCCAGACCUCUUCCUGGCAGACAAUGGCUGCGUAGAGGAGACACAAAUGGUGCCAGCAAGUAAGGAAGGUGACUCGACCAUGAGGAGCAGUUUUCAGUACUUUUCCCCCCCCCCAAACCAGGUAGCCACCUCCAGUUAUUAUCUGCUAAAUAACCGGCCUCGUGUUAUUCAGACUUAGUAUUUUGAUAAAGCUGGGCCUACCGG
Messenger RNA from Chara braunii, 5431 nucleotides. Lineage: Eukaryota; Viridiplantae; Streptophyta; Charophyceae; Charales; Characeae. The record is from the annotation of a GenBank genome assembly.